AUGUUCAUUCUCUAUCUAGUCUCUCGUCUUAAACGGAUUCAUUGUCUCCCUGUCUAUGAAUUCAUUCCUGUUCGCUUUGCCAUUUUUUUUUUUGGGGGGGCUUUUUCCUCUCUUUUUUCUUUCUUUCUUUUUUCUUUCUUUCUUUUUUCUUUCUUUCUUUCUUUUCUUUCUUUGUUUUUUCUUUCUUUCUUUUAUUGUCAAUUUACGUUUCCUUUCCUUUAUACUGCGAUCAUUUUUGUUUUCUUUCUUUUAACGUCUAUUUUUUUCUUUCUUUCGUUCUUUCUGUCUAUUUCUUUCCAUUAUUUCUUUCUUUCUUUGAUUCAUACUAUUUUCAUUCUAUAUUCUUUCUUUCUUUCAUAUAUGCUUUAUUUUAUUCCCUUUUUCUUUCUUGUACACUAUAUUCUUUCUUUUCUCUUCUAUAGUCUACUUCUUUUUCUUUCUUAUUUUUUUCUUACUAUAUACAUUCUUUCUUUCUUUCUUUUAUUGUCUAUUUCUUUUUCUUUCUUUAUUUCUUAUAUUUUUAUGCUAUAUCAUUUCAUUUACUUAUGUUUACUUCUUUCUUUUUUCUUUUCUUUAUUUCUUAUAUUCACUACGUUUUCUUUCUUUUAUCGCAUAUUGUUUUUCUUUCAUUCCUUCUUUUUCUAUUUCUUUUUAUCAUUUAUUCUCUAUAUCUUUCUUUUAUACGAUAUUCAUUCUUUCUCUUUUCUUUCUUUCUUUCUUUCUUUAUUCAUUUAUUCCUUCCUCCAUUAUUUUAUUGCCUAUUUCUUUUAUAACUAUUUCUUUCUUUCUUAUUUCUUUCUGUCUUUCUUUUAUUCUAUAGGCUUUCUUUUUCUUUCUUUUAUUCUCUCGUAUUUCUUUCUUUCUAUAGUAUCCUUUUUCUUUCUUUUAUUUUCUAGUAUUUCUUUCUAUCAUUCUUUCUUUUAUUCUAUAGUUUUUCUUUCUGUCUCUAGUAUUUCUUAUUUUCUUUUAUGCUAUAUAUUUCUUUCUUCUUUCUUUCUUUCUCUUUCACUUUCUUUCUUUCUUUCUCUUUCACUUUCUUUCUUUCUUUCUUUCUCUUUCACUUUCUUUCUUUCUUUCUUUAUAUUACUUAUGCUUUAUUACUUUCUUAACGAUUUUUUCUCUUGUUUCUUUUAUACGAUUUUCUUUUAUUUCUUACAUUUUCUGUCUUUCAUUUUUAUUCUAUAUUCUUUCUUUGUAUACUUGUUUGGACGACCUAGUUCUCUCUCUCUCUCUCUCUCUCUGUCUUUUUCUCUUUCUCUCUCUCUACCUUUCUACACCUUUUCAGUUACUUUCUGUCUCUCUCUCUUUUUCUCGCUCUCUUUCUCACUCUCUCUCUCUCUUUAUCUCUCUCUCUUUCCCUUUCUCUCUUUCUCUCUCUUUAAUACUCAGUUAGCUGCGCUGGAAAGAGUAUUUGAAAGGACACAUUACCCCGACGCCUUCGUCCGGGAAGAACUCGCUCGGCGUGUCAAUCUCAGUGAAGCUCGAGUACAGGUCUGGUUCCAGAAUCGUAGAGCGAAAUUUCGUCGAAAUGAACGGAACUCACUUGCACAGCGGAACAAUCUCUACGGCGGUCACCAUCCGGACAGUUCUACGCCUAUCGAACAACCGAUUACUCCGCGUCCCGCACCAAUGAACACAGAUUAUUUGUCAUGGACCACGCCGCCUUACAACCCUGUGACAACAUCAUCAAGCUGUGCCCUAGUGAACCACACCUAUCCACCACAACACAAUGUUGGUUCCAGUAUUGCCUGUUUACGGCUGAAAGCGCAAGAAUACAACAAUGUUAUGCAACAUCCGGGUUACGGGCCGCCGACUCAGUUACCACAAUAA
Messenger RNA from Acanthosepion pharaonis, 1830 nucleotides. The record is from the annotation of a GenBank genome assembly. NCBI's taxonomy places the organism in Eukaryota, Metazoa, Mollusca, Cephalopoda, Sepiida, Sepiidae.